Molecule: messenger RNA, 745 nt
Organism: Trichoderma asperellum CBS 433.97
Lineage: Eukaryota; Fungi; Ascomycota; Sordariomycetes; Hypocreales; Hypocreaceae
Source: RefSeq, a predicted model, not a curated record
ACCUUACGUGGUCGCCAUUUACACCAGUGUUGCCGAGCACUUUUAUCAUUAUAGAGUAGCUUUUACCUCGCUCCAGUUACCUAGCAUCCAGGUCGGCAAACUCUCAUCCUGCCCUCUAAAAUGAACGACAACUCGGCCGAAUUUCGCAAAUCGCCAACAACAUUAACCUGUCAAACUUAUCCUUUACCGAACCAGGCCUUAUUGACGGGUGGAUGUGACGACGCUAGCAUAGAUCAACAACGCAAGCUCUUUGCUGGAGACAGAGGGCUACCACGAUCGACUUCUAUACAAGCUUCUCAGAUAUGGACAAUCACCGCUCAAGAUGACUCGGCCGCUCUUAUACAUCAGUGCAUGACAUCCUGUCCAGAUUUCAAUCGCAGCUCAAGACAACCGGGGAUAAUUUCACCCCGGCCGGGAAGCUGGCAACAAUACUAUAGCAGACGCGUUUCUCGUUCUCAGCCCAUCACGCCGCCAGGUUUCCGCGAACGCAUCGCGGUUCGCUUCCGCCGCAGACGGCCGUGGGAGUCUCCGAGGCGUUCUCGCAACUCAACCUCUACAGAGCUUGUCAUGCCGAGAUUCCAAGACGGAAGAGAGAGGAGGCGAAGGGCACGCGGCUCUUUAGAACGGCACAGUCCUUCUGAUAUCGGAAGCCCUGGACAAGGCACUCCCGUGGGAGAAUAGGAGGCAGCGCCAUUCGCCGUGGGAAUAGUCAUGAUGCUAUUAUAGAUUUGGAUGGGCCACGACA